AUGGUCAAACCGAGGCUCAUCAUCCUCAUUCGGCACGCUCAGUCAGAGGGCAACAAGAACCGCGAUAUUCACCAAACGAUACCCGACCACCGAGUAAAGUUGACACAAGAUGGCUGGCAACAAGCCUACGAAGCUGGCCGCAAUCUGCGCAAGUUACUGCGUGCCGAUGACACACUGCACUUCUUUACUUCCCCCUACCGCCGGACUCGCGAGACAACCGAGGGCAUUCUCUCGACUCUGACAUCCGACGAGGAGGAUCCUUCUCCGUUCAAGCGCUCCAACAUCAAGGUCUACGAGGAACCUCGCUUGCGUGAGCAGGACUUUGGUAACUUCCAGCCGUGCUCCGCCGAAAUGGAACGCAUGUGGCAAGAGCGUGCCGAUUACGGCCAUUUCUUCUACCGCAUCCCCAAUGGCGAGAGCGCCGCAGACGCCUACGACAGAGUUAGUGGCUUCAAUGAGAGUCUGUGGCGUCAGUUUGGCGAGAACGAUUUUGCCAGCGUUUGUGUAUUAGGUAUGCCGGACACCUCCGAGCCGUUUUGCCUUGUGUUGCUAACUCCUUUAGUCACCCACGGCCUCAUGUCCCGGGUGUUCUUGAUGAAGUGGUAUCACUUCACUGUCGAGUACUUUGAGGACCUGCGGAACGUCAACCACUGCGAGUUUCUCAUCAUGCGCAAGCAAGAAGAGAGCGGCAAGUACAUCCUCGAGAAUAAACUCCGGACAUGGUCAGAGCUACGCAAGGAGCGGGCCGAGUUAAAGGAGAAGGAGGAGAAGGAACGUAGCGAGGUCGAGGGAAACCAGGAAAGGUCCACCAAGGAUGCCAAGAACGGUACUCUUCUCGAACGCAGUAAGACCUUCAUCGUCACGCGGCGCUGGGGUGGCUGUCCUAACGGGUGUAAUCACAAGAGCCACUACCAGAGGCGAGACGACCUGGAAGCCCUUCGCCGAACGGACGAAGUCACCUCUAAUGGGUCUGUUGUAUCCCGUCGGCAGUCCCCUGCACCAGGACGGCGACCCAUUAAGCGAUGCGAGCAGGGAUACACAUCUGACGAGGGCACCGACAGCGAUGGCCGGCCACCGCAGAUCGACGUCACCCGAGCUCGCCAUGAAGUUGUUUCAUCUCCCGAUGGAACCCCAUCCUUUAUCUCUGCCGAAGAUCGUCUACGGAGCAUGAUCUCGCCGCACCUGAAUGUUGGCCGUGAUUUUGGCGGAACUUUCUCCGGACAGACCUCGAUUGCCGGCAGUGACACAGACUCUUCCGAGGAGGAUGGCCACAGACCGGAGGUCACAGCCGUGACCAAGAUCAAGGUUGGCAUUGUGUCUAAUGGAGACGCCAACGGCGCCAACGGCAGUAUCAACAGCAUCGUCGGUGGUCAAACCAAAGGAAACAUGACACCAAACACCGAAGAUGAGCAAUCAGACGAGAAGAGCCGGCGGCGCCGCGCCAACCGCCUUGGCGAUACCAAUAGCAGCCAUCGAGGCUCUGAGGCAGACGAGGAUGACAUUGACGCCGCGGAGAAGCGGGACAGGAGUAUCUUGGGCAGUGUUUACUGA
This is a messenger RNA of Colletotrichum lupini, 1551 nucleotides long. RefSeq names its product phosphoglycerate mutase. Gene Ontology annotation, molecular function: phosphatase activity. The record is from RefSeq and is a predicted model, not a curated record. The coding region runs from base 1 to 1551 and encodes 516 amino acids. The transcript has 2 exons. NCBI's taxonomy places the organism in Eukaryota, Fungi, Ascomycota, Sordariomycetes, Glomerellales, Glomerellaceae.